UACCAGUUUCAUGAAUUGUAUUUUGCUUUUGUACAAAGCUGAGAAAACAUUUUGGCAUGGCUGACAAUGAAGAGUGUGCCACGCUGAUCACCUCAAUCUUCGAGUUGGGCUCUGUUGACGGUUGAAUCAUGGUUAAGGCAUAAGGCGAUUCAGCGUUUGGAACAGCUAUUCUUCCGAGCUUACGUAGAAGGGUCUUUUAAAAGACUUGUCCAAUCAUUGAACGCUGCAGAAGAGAGAAGAAAAUCGACCAUGAGCAGUUCCUCGACUAAGAACUCUUACAUUGCUGGGUCAUCCAACGCCCAAGCUGCGGAGGAGGACCUAAUCUCUUAUGUGGAGAAAGCAUAUUCUUUGCUAAUGUCCGCCAAUAUGAAGGCUUUGAGGUUGAUAUUUGCGAAACUUUUUAAAAGUCCGACAGAAGAAGGAUUUAAAGUGAUGAUGAACGAAGUGGAUGGAGUUUUUGAUCACUUUAAUACCAACCAGAUUUUAAUCAUCAAGAAGUCAAUCAAUGCAUUUCUUGAAGGAGGCUCUUUAGACCUCUCAGAAUUUCAAAGGUUGAACGAUGAGCAAGACGAUUUGGCCACAGAUAUUGAACUUAUUAUGGAGAGCACCAAUUCAGAAGAUCAGGCAAAUCCAAUGCCUGCGCAAAGAGCUUUACCAACCAGAGCUUCACAAUCUAAACCAACUGGUGCGGUCCCCAGUCUGGACAGUGGCAGCAAAUCAAGGAAAUGGUCUAUUGGUUGGAAGGCAUCGGUGUCAAGUGCAUUGAACAUACGACGGAGGCAAAGAAUUAGAAAUCCAAGCAGAAUAAUCUAUCUACAGUUCUUACUCGUCAGAGUUAUGGAUCGAGCAGUUAAAAAAGUAGCUCUUGGACCACUUGAAGUUGUUCCAAAGUCGAAGGCCACCAGAGAACAUCUUCGUAACAUUUUAAGUUCGCAUUACCUUUUAGGAGACCUGAGUUAUGAACUUCAGGAGGAGAUUAUUGAUGCCUUUCAAGAUGUUCGAGUCUCAGCAGGGACAGAAAUUAUUAAACAGGGUGAUGUUGCUGAUAAUUUCUAUAUCAUUGAUGUCGGUGACUUCGACAUCUUGGAUCAAAAGGGGAGUGAUCAAGGAAUACUAGUGCGUACGAAAACCUCUGGUGAUAGCCUUGGUGAAUUGGCUCUGAUGUAUGACGCCAAGCGUAAUUUUACUGCCAGAGCAACAACCCAUGGGCUCCUGUGGGGCGUAAAUCGUGCUGAAUUUAAGUCGAUCUUAACAAGGCAUUUUUCUGGGUCACUCCUUGCUCAGGUGUUGAGAGAGGCACCUAUUUUCAAGAAGUUAGCAACUCGUGAUAUCGUAAAAAUGUGUAGCAAUUGUACCGUCUUGAAAUUUCAGAGGGGGCAAGCUAUCAUUAAGGCUGGCGUGACAAUGGAUAAGGUGUAUUUCGUGCAAGAGGGACAGGUAAGAAUGACUUGGGGUGCAACAGUAGGAAAUGCAAUGCCGGGAAGAGGAGCUAUCAGUGGUGAGACAUUAGCUCUUUUGGAUAGAUUGGAGAUCCUUGGUGAAGCAAUACUUUUGAAUGAUGAAAUCAUUAGCUCAUGGAACUUCAAUGCUGCAGCAGACCAGACGGAGAUCAUAUGUAUACCUCGGACAUUUUUCACCAAAGAUGUUCUGAUCAACAUUAGAAAAGGCCUUCAGAUACAGCUUGCAUCUGUAGGACUUCAGCGAGUUCCUGCGUUUCUGGAGCUUAACAGUGAUCAAAUUAUUCACUUGGCUCAAAAAUUGUCGGAAUCUAGCUAUUCAAGAGGGGACGAAAUCACAAGAUAUGGAGACAUAUUGGGUGCCGAUGCUCGUAUAUAUGUUGUUCAAAUGGGAGUUAUUUCAAUGCACAAAGGUGCUGUGGAUCCUAACCUUCUAAAAAAUAGGCCUACUUCUUUUGCGAAGACAUCUACAUCUGGGACGCCGGUUCCAUCCUCUGCUCCAGCAAGUUCGAGCUCAGUUUCAGCAUCUCCUGUUGGUAAAGAUGCGCCGGUGGCGCCAACUCAGGAUCGGAAAACUACGGAACGACGGGCUAUGAGCGUCAUGCAAGUUGGUGCAGGGGCCCCAGCUUGGACUUUUCCUACAUAUGGAGUGUUUGGAGAUGAAUGUCUGCAGAAUUCAGUGAAAAAUGACCAUCAUAAAGCAUCAUACUACAAUACAACAAUUUCCGAAUCACCAUCGGGUGUAAUAGUUUUAUCCAUCUCACUGGCUGAUGUCAUAUCUGUGUUAGGACCUAUUCAGGAUGUUCUCUCUCGUAUUUCGAACUUGAAGAAUCUCAGGAAGGUGAAAUAUCUAGAAUUUUUGACUCCCAAUGAACUCGAUAAACUAUCACACUCUCUGGGUCUGCGUAUUUUACGACCAGGAGAGGCCGUAUAUAGAGCUGGAGAGCCUGGGGAUCGUCUCUACAUUGUUAAAAGAGGAACAGUAACGGAGGUUUCGCAAAAUGCAAAAGGUCAGGAACCUCUUAUCUUGGGCAAGGGAGCUGUCUUCGGAGAAGAUGCACUUAUGAGCAAUGAGGCUCGAUUGGUCACCAUGGCAUCGGGGCCUGCCGAACCCCCCAUGACAGGAGGUGCCGAACUCUUUUAUUUGGAUAGGGCCGUUGUAGAGGCUCAGUUGGGAUCACUGAUGGAAUUGAAUGAGAUCAGAAAGCGUGAAAUUGAGAUGCGGGGUCUUGUGAAGAGUAUAACUUUUGCUGAACUUCAAGAAAUCGGACUGCUAGGAACUGGGUUGUUUGGCAAAGUGAAAUUGGUUUAUAGUCGAAAAACAAAAGAACAUUAUGCCCUUAAAUGCGUCAGUAAAGCUAAGGUUGUGCGUAUGAAUGAAGAAGAACAUUUGCGGAAUGAGAAGAUGUACAUGGCAGAGCUUGACCAUCCUUUUAUCAAUAGGUUGAUCCGAACGUACAGAGACCAAACUCAUGUUUAUCUGUUGGAAGAGUUGACGACUGGCCGGGAGCUAUUUUUAUUCCUGCAACGUGUUGGACGAUUGCAAGAAUGGGAGGCUGCUUUUUAUGCUGGAGGUGUCUUACUUGCAUUAGAGUACAUGCAUGGAAAAGGUAUAGCUUAUCGAGAUCUUAAACCUGAGAACACUUUGAUUGCGGAAAAUGGGUAUCCAAAGUUGAUUGACAUGGGCUUUGCUAAGCGUCUGUAUAACCGACGCACUUAUUCUAUGUGUGGUACGCCUGAUUACAUGGCUCCUGAGAUCAUCAAAAGACAGGGUCAUGGCAAGGGCGUCGACUAUUGGGCUCUAGGAUGCAUGAUUUUUGAAAUGAUCACAUGUACUAGCCCAUUCAAUAGCGGCAACGACCCGCCUCAGAUGGUGUUCCAAAAGGUUGUCGAGGGCAAGAUCAAAUUCCCUCCUUACAUGAGUGUCAAUGCCGUUGACAUUGUGCGGAAGUUGCUGGAUCCGAACCCCGAGACACGGCUUGGAAACCAGAAGUCCGGCAUUGCUGAAAUAAAGGAGCACCCUUUCUUCACAAAAGAGAUCAAUUUUCAGCUUCUCAUACGACAAAGGGAAGAGGCCCCGAUGGUGCCCCCCAAAGUUGCAGACUUCAAGAGUUUGUGCAUACCUGACGACCAGACUGAAAGGCCUGAACCCCCACCUCCAAAUCUAACCAAUUGGGAUGACGUGUUUUAAUUUGUAGUUUUAACUUUCAGAGGAAAUUGCUGAUUGUUUAGACAUGCAUAAAUAUUCUUUUAGCAUAUUUGAAAUCACCAUGACAUCGUAAGCUUGCAACGACUUUGAAUGAUCUUAUCACCUCAUGGUUUUGCAAGUCGAAUGUCUUUGUCUUCUAUGUCGAUUCACAGAACUGGGUCACAUGAGAUUUUGCUUCAAGAUCAUGGUUUCUACAUCAGUGUGAUGAAGUCAUCUCAUGCAGUGAAGCCCUUCCCUAUGUGUUGUCUUUCAUAAAUCCU
Physcomitrium patens is the source of this 3926-nucleotide messenger RNA. RefSeq lists its product as uncharacterized. The record is from RefSeq and is a predicted model, not a curated record. Gene Ontology annotation, cellular component: cAMP-dependent protein kinase complex. Gene Ontology annotation, biological process: protein phosphorylation. NCBI's taxonomy places the organism in Eukaryota, Viridiplantae, Streptophyta, Bryopsida, Funariales, Funariaceae. Gene Ontology annotation, molecular function: cAMP-dependent protein kinase activity; ATP binding.